Messenger RNA from Histoplasma mississippiense, 807 nucleotides. Its product is annotated as TATA-box binding protein. The coding region runs from base 1 to 807 and encodes 268 amino acids. NCBI's taxonomy places the organism in Eukaryota, Fungi, Ascomycota, Eurotiomycetes, Onygenales, Ajellomycetaceae. The transcript is spliced from 4 exons. Gene Ontology annotation, biological process: DNA-templated transcription initiation. The record is from RefSeq and is a predicted model, not a curated record. Gene Ontology annotation, molecular function: DNA binding; RNA polymerase II general transcription initiation factor activity.
AUGGAGUCCCUUACCACACAUCCCUCGACUGCGCAGCAGGCGAAGGCGUUCACUUCUCCAGCUUCGUUAUCGUUCCCAGGGGGUGCCGGUGAUCUGACCCCACCGUCGUCGGAGAAGGAUCCAGGCAUGAUGAACGGAUCGCAACCAUCGAAUUAUCAACUAAACGUGGGGAAUACUGCCACUGGCAACGGGGUGACUCCCGCAACUCCUGCUGCGACUCCUGGAGCCGGUGCUGGUCCUGGAGUUAGCGGCAUUGUGCCUACUUUGCAAAAUAUUGUUGCGACGGUCAACCUUGACUGCCGUCUGGAUCUGAAGACCAUUGCGCUUCACGCUAGGAAUGCGGAGUACAACCCGAAGCGUUUCGCUGCUGUUAUCAUGCGCAUUCGCGAACCGAAGACGACCGCCCUUAUUUUUGCCUCGGGUAAAAUGGUCGUUACCGGUGCGAAGUCCGAAGAUGACUCCAAGCUCGCUUCGAAAAAAUAUGCGCGCAUCAUACAGAAACUGGGGUUCAACGCGAAGUUUACGGACUUCAAAAUCCAGAACAUUGUCGGGUCUUGCGAUAUUAAGUUUCCAAUUCGCUUGGAGGGACUUGCUAGUCGCCAUCACAAUUUCAGCUCAUACGAACCUGAACUUUUCCCCGGUCUCAUUUAUCGUAUGAUGAAACCGAAAAUUGUGUUACUGAUCUUCGUCAGUGGCAAGAUUGUUUUGACAGGAGCCAAAGUACGAGAGGAGAUCUAUCAGGCCUUUGAAAUGAUCUACCCCGUCCUCACUGAAAAAGUCGCGGUUCUCUUCUUCCCGCAGACCUGA